AUGAUGAAAAGGCCAACUGAUUCGCAGAAUGAAAUUAUCCAAUUCCCUUAUAUACCUGCUAGCACUCUGAAAGUUAUUGCAGGACCCGGUUCAGGUAAGACAUAUACAUUGCUAUGCAAAGUUCGAGAGUUGAUCCAAACGGGGCAGGUGAAACCCCGUGAAAUUAUUAUUCUAUCUUUGACUAAUAAAGCAGUUGAUAAUAUUACAGAUAAUCUUCUAGGCGUCUUUCAGGAAUUAAGCGAUAAACCGUACACUGACCAUGAAGUUGAUGACAUUGUUUCCCAAAUUGGUAUUUACACGAUCCAUGGCCUCUCGAACAGGAUAGUUACUGAAAAUAUGGGUAUUGUGAACAUAAUCGAGGAAAACGGUUGGAGAGGUCUAGUCAAGCUCAUUCCAAAAGAUUUUUGGAAUAAGAGAAAUGUUAAUACUGCUAAUGACCGGAUCAUUACGAAGAAGCUUCAGAAACUUAUAAAUGAAUACCAAAUUGACACAGAUAAUAUUGAUGAGACCAUUGAAAAAGUAACAAAGUUAAUGAAGCAUUCAAAUGUUUUGACUAACGAUGAUUUAAUCAAAAUGGCUGUGGAAUUCUUAAAAGAGCCGAAUUCAGAAGAGGAUACUGCAUUCACCAAAUUUGUACUAAAUGAAGCCAAAGUUUUAAUUAUUGACGAAUUCCAAGACUUAUAUCCAGGUAUAUUUAAACUAUUAAAGACAUUACUUGGUCAAAAACACUUUUUAAUAUUUGGAGAUAUCAAUCAAAGCAUUUAUGAGUUUUUGGGAAGUAACAAAGAAGUCAUGUCUGAAUUGGACAGGUUAAGACCUGAUGAUAAAAAAUUCACUAAGUACAUCCAUGACAAUUUCCGUAGUACACCAGAAAUAACUGCUGCAGCCAAUGCUGUUAUAAACCAAACCGUUCCUGUUCAGAUUAAAAGAGAAAAUAUAGUAGAAAAACAUCCUUCCGGAGUUUACCCCAUCAAAUACAAUUGCGAAGAAUUAAUAGAUGAAUUGGACUUCAUUGUGAGUGAAAUAUGUCAGCUAGUUUGUUCUUCUGCAAAACUAUCUGACAUUGGCAUUUUAGCAAGGACCAAUUCUCAUUCAAAGGCGAUUGCUGACCACCUUUCAACAUUCGGAAUUCCCGUUUCAAAAUUAACAACGCAGCCAGAUUGGAUGUCAGAUCAGCGGAUAAGAUUCAUGAUUGAUUUACUUCAAGUCGCUGUUUCGGUCAUAGAAGAAGCUACACUGCCUAAAGACGCGUCUUUCACCAUGAAAACUAAAAGUAAUUUCAGUGUUAUUGUUACUUUAGCAGCUUUAAAAGGAUUUGGUAGUAACACCCUUCAGAAAUUACAUGAAAAUGCCACAGCCACAGGUGCAUCAAUCUGGCAUUUUCUAACAAAUACACCUGUUUCAAAGUGGGGGUUUACUCCGGCAGUUACAAAAAAACUCGAAAACUACUUGCUAGCAGUAUCAACAUUAAUCAACGAUCCUCCUAUUUUGGAAGUUGAACAGCCGCACAUCUUAAUAGAUAACUGCUCAUCUGUGAUUUCAAAGUUAGAUCUACCGUUAUUCAUGUGUGACAGUAACUCUGAAUCAGGAAGUUUCCAAGUAAACUUGAAAGAAUUCUAUUCUGCUAUAAAAUUGUCGCUAUUAUCUAAACCGCAAGAUCUUCCUACCGCGACUUGGUUUUUAGAAACUUUUCACGAUCAAAGCAUUAUAUACCAUAACAAUCAGAAAAGUAUUACACAGGAACAGAAUACUUUAGGCAGCGUUAACGUAUCCACGAUUCACUGUGCAAAGGGACUAGAAUUUCCGAUAGUUUUCCUAAUGGGCCGCACAGAUUAUGGAAAUUUCCCAAUUGAAACUAACGCAUUAUAUGUGGCCGUUACUAGAGCUCGAAACCUACUAUAUUUAAUGAACGUGCAACAUCGUUCAUUGUCAGCAUUUCCUGACCGACAGUCAUCAUUACUGCAAAAUCAAGCGUUUUGGAAAUAUUACAAUAGUGAUUUGAAGAGGCCGUUCCAUGCGUCAAAUGUUAAUAAUGCUAUGAAGUUCAAAAAGUUGCAGACAAAAUUCGGUUUGAUGAAUAGAUACUUUCAUAGCCUUUCGCAGAGCUUGAAGAUACUACGUAGAUAA
Molecule: messenger RNA, 2127 nt
Organism: Kluyveromyces lactis
Lineage: Eukaryota; Fungi; Ascomycota; Saccharomycetes; Saccharomycetales; Saccharomycetaceae
Gene: HMI1
Product: ATP-dependent 3'-5' DNA helicase
Exons: 1
Coding region: 1-2127 (708 amino acids)
Biological process (GO): recombinational repair
Cellular component (GO): nucleus
Molecular function (GO): DNA binding; hydrolase activity; ATP binding
Source: RefSeq, a predicted model, not a curated record